Messenger RNA from Trichoderma aggressivum f. europaeum, 3786 nucleotides. RefSeq lists its product as uncharacterized. The record is from RefSeq and is a predicted model, not a curated record. The transcript has a single exon. The coding region runs from base 1 to 3786 and encodes 1261 amino acids. Lineage: Eukaryota; Fungi; Ascomycota; Sordariomycetes; Hypocreales; Hypocreaceae.
AUGAGUGGAACGGCAAUCAUGGCCCCGGCCGUCGAAAUCUCCUCCCUCUCUUUCUCUCGACGAUCCCACUCUUCUCCCGAUCUUCCGUCACUGCCAUCGCGAGCCAAGUCGCCCUCACUUGGCCAACCCAUCUCGACCGACCAUACAGCCUUGGAUAUGAAGGGCCUGGCCGAGAUCGCGACAUUUGAAAUACCCUCCUUCAGCUCCGACUUGGACCUCAAGCUCGACAUCUCUCUUCCGCUCGCUCUAGAGGCCAAGCUGCCCCCUUCUACUCUCUCCUCCGAAUAUGUCGACCCCAAACCCCCUUCUCCACCGACAACCUUGCAACAUCUACGCACAAAAUCUGCGGCCUCCUCCAACGAUGGGCCUCGCUCGUGGCUGCGCAGCUUGACCACCAUCCGCGAUACCCAGUACGAGGACGACGAGGACACCGCUCCCCCGUUCGACGAACCACGGCGGCCCGCUACAGCAAACGAAGUGCCCAUGGACAGCGACGAGGCAGCUCGCCGGGCGGCCCGCGACCGCUCCCAAUCCACGUCUGCGAGCUUUGCCAGCUUCACCAAGAGGUCGUGGAUUCCGUCGUCGCGCUCGCUGCCCAAAACCCAACCAGACGCCCCAGCCGCGACGAGCGUGAAGCAGGAAGCGAAGUCGAACCGCUACCAGCUGAAACGGGCUGUGACGGCCAGCAUCCAGGAUGUUACGACCAAUCAGACGAGCCAAACCCGCUUAGUUGACUCGGGUGCUAAGCCCGCGACAAAGGGUUUCGCUCGUGCCACCAGCUACUUCUCCAGGAUCAAGCAAAAACCCGCGUCCACGUUGUCUAAAACAAGUGACAGCAUUGGCUCCGAUUUUAGCUGCGCCUCGUCUGCCACCAGCUUGGCUCAGCCGGGCUCCAGCAGCAUCGACACGCAUGUCUCGCAGUCCACCUCUUCUGCAGAGACCAACUCCACGGCGCUCACCACCGAUGAGUCGUCGAGCGAAAUGCCAGCGCGCAUGCCCGAUCCCCUGUGGUCGCAGUUCAAGAAUUUGGACGUCGAGUUUCGCGGCUUCGCCUCAAAGGCCGUUGCCCAGCAGUGCGCUCUGAUCCAGUCCCUGUUUCUGCCCUUUCUCAAGAGCACCACCAGCCAGCAGUCACUUGGCGGUCUGCGGCCCGAAGAUGUCGACUGCAGGGCUUCCAUCCUCAACAAGUGGUGGGGCGGCGUCCUCGACAUGCUCGAGGUGCAACACCAACAGCCGGUCCCGGGCCUUGACCGGCAGCUGCUCUUCGAGACGGCAACCACCAUCAUGAUGCGGCUGGAGUGGCGCCAGGCGACGUCUUACUUUAUGCCCUUGUCGGAGCGGUCCCCUCAAGACCGGACGCGGCCGAGGUCGUCCACCAACUCAUCCAACUCGUCGCAGAGCUCAAACCAAUCCGCCAUGCUGGCAGAGUCGGCUGAGCACAACAUUAGGACCAUGUUUGUGUCCAACUUGGUGAGGCAGAUGGCCUUUGUCGUCGAAAAGAUGUCUCUCCGCCACGUGCCCCCAAGCUUGAUCGAGUUCGCCGGCAAGACGUGCGCAUACGCCUUCUUCUUCGCACCUGGCGUGUCUGAUAUCUUGGUGAGGCUUUGGGGGCUGACGCCUGACCUGAUUCGCCGUGUCGCCGAAAGCAUGGGCCUGGGUCGCAGCAGCAGCAGUGCGCCGGUUGACGGGGAAAUUACAGCCUCAUUCCCACCGAGGUUGAGUUCCUUGGCUUGGUCUUCGCCUCGAGGAAUGUGGAGCACUCUGAAACGCAUCCCAAAGAUGCCUUUGCUUGUGGCGAGAGUGCCAUGGACGGGACCCUGGGUGAUGCGGUGGAAAGGUCGCGAUACUGAUCUUCUCUUCAUCUUUUGCAGACACUUUCACAUAUUGUCCGACCAAUUUAUGCCUGAGGGCCUCUCUUUGACUGAAAAGGCACACUCGCCUGCAUUCGUUCUUGUUCACGCACAACUCUUGUCGAUUCUGGAUGGCACCAUCCACCGCCAGGCUACCUUUGAGCCUCAAGGCUCUGCCUUGGCUAACUCGGCUCGGGGAGCUGAAGCAGCAGCCUUGCAAAUGCCUAUGCCACCAAACAACAUGAUGAAGAGCAUGGCGGAAAAUAGACUGGUCGUGUUGUUAAAAGACAUUUUGUCAGAUAGUGCCUCUCUGUAUCCGGGGGCGAGACAUACAUUCGCCGAAGCCUUCUCUGCGCUGUUGAAAGCUGCUGCGAGCAGGACUUCUAGAUACAACAGCACCGCGUGCUCGACGCUGUGUGACUUAUUGGAGGAGGUUAUCCUCAUCUACCAUCGGGCUGAGACGGCUGAACACCCAACAUGUUAUAUUGACUGGCCUUUUUGGGUCGAGGUUUGCAAACUGGCCUUGACAUCGCUCAACACUCUUUCAGAAAUUCGAAUGAUUUCCUUCAUUUUUACGAUAUGGGAUGCCAUCGCCAAAGACCCCGAGCAGAAGAUGAUGGUGUGCCGCGACUGGCUGUUGACUGAAGAAACCUUUAACGCUUUCUUCAACAACUGGUGCCCGAUGGUGCGAGCGUAUUACAUGCGUCUUCUCUGCUGGAGAAUCUGUCGCGACCAGGGUAGCCAGAAUGACACAGACAUGCAAGUCGAAAGAAUCCUACCAGUAAAUAUUUUGCAACAGAAUCAAGGGCUAAUUAGUAUGUAUAGGGAAAUAUUCGCGCUGGUUUCAAAGAGGCUCAAGAGCGUUUGGUCGCAUUAUCUAUAUCUUCAGCAGGCUGCCGAGGAAGCUGGCCAACCAGGUCCCGCCACGGAACCAAUGUCGCCUACGCUGGGAAAGCGAUUCAUCAUCAUACGUCAGGAAAUCAGUGUACCCCAGCCGGGCCUAUUUGUGACAUUUGAUACCUUCACCAAGGCGUCAAGCAUAGUUUCGCCUACCAGCGACAGCAGCGCCGACGCAAGCCUUCUGGCUAAGAAUGACCCCAAGAAAAAGUGGUCUUUUUUCAAGCUACUAACAUUCGGCUCAACGGCCUCUCCUACCACCAAAACCACCACGGACUCACCAUCUACAGACGACGGACUUCAGAAUGCCCGCCGCGAGGUUGCAAACUCUCGGGCGCGACAGAACGCUUCUGCCAGCCCACCCAGGACGGCCAAAUCCGACAAGAGCGUGGACUCUGAUGGCUCGAACCCGGUCUUUGAAGAGCCCAAGUUUACCUUCAAGUUUGUUCUGGGCUGGCCGCAGCCCAACCAGCAGCCGUCUCCGAUAGACCGCAUUCUCGCACGCCCCAGACUCCCUACACCGGCCCAGGCCAGGCUUGGCUUCCAGGCAAAACGUGGGGGUGGCCCGACCCUCCCCCCACUCAUGAUACCCACGAGGAAGUUUUCUGGCAGUUCACAGGGUGGCUUGGUGCAAGCAGCAAGGAAUGCAAGCCCGCUUAGUUCGCCAGUCACAGAAUCUCGUCGCAAGUUAUCUCUCAGCGGCGGGGUAAUACCAGAAGAAUUUCCGCCUACUAGCGGCGGCUCCGAGACAAAUAGCGGCGCCUCAACGCCCAGUGAAUCCAGGCUUCUUCCUUCCCCCAUCGUCCACCUGACGCCGAACGAAGAAAGGCAGGGAGAGUCCAAGCCAGAGGCUGUAAAGCCCGCUGGCGCGUUUGUCAAGAACUUGGUCUACUCGGGACGUGCGUUGUCCGAGUGGAGUCUCGUGAUAGCGGAGUGCAACAACUUUGUUGAGCGCCGCCGCGACGAGGGCAUUGGCUCGCUGAGUGAAGUUGAAGUGCCGCUGCUUGGCGUCGAGGGAUUCCGCAAGAUGGGUGGCUAG